AAAUAUUGGUGUUGUGGUCGUGACUGUCUUUUUCCACCACAACAUAUCCACAACAACACGGUCUUACCAAAAUCCUUGCGAGACCAACCACUUUUUUGUUGACGGAGGUUUUCUUGGUGUUCGUGAGUUAGCAGCUAUGCAGAUUUUCGUCAAGACUCUUACGGGCAAGACCAUCACUCUUGAGGUCGAGUCCUCCGACACCAUUGACAAUGUCAAGAGCAAAAUCCAAGAUAAGGAGGGUAUUCCCCCCGAUCAACAACGUUUGAUUUUCGCUGGUAAGCAGCUUGAGGAUGGCCGUACCCUUUCCGACUACAACAUCCAAAAGGAAUCCACCCUCCACUUGGUCCUUCGUCUUCGUGGUGGUAUUAUCGAGCCCUCUUUGAAGGCUUUGGCUUCCAAGUACAACUGUGAGAAGAUGAUUUGCCGCAAGUGCUAUGCUCGUCUUCCUCCCCGUGCUACCAACUGCCGUAAGAAGAAGUGUGGUCACACCAACCAAUUGCGCCCUAAGAAGAAGCUUAAGUAAGCGAUUCGAUUUGCUCUUCGACCUGGUGUCAGGUUUUGUCAGCACCUUUUUUUUUGUCUCGUCCAUGUGCGUUGCUGAAUGGCAUUACUUGCAGUACGCUGUUCUUUGAAGAGUAAAUGAUACAAGAGCUUUUCAUGAGCCGGAACAAAAUAUACAAUGUCGGUAGAAGCGGUAUGGGUGAUUCGUAGUCCAGAGUUGUCUGUAGAUUGGAAUGCGCUGAAGUCGUGCAUUCGCGAUUAAGCUUUGUGGGGCCUGUCGCAUUGCUUAGCUACAGAUCGCUUAAUAUUUUAUAGUUGUCACAUCCCCACGGGUAAUCCCCACGAAACGUGUCAGAGUUAAAUUUCAGAUCCAAUAGAUAAUAAUAGGCGAAUGUGUUCACAAG
Schizosaccharomyces japonicus yFS275 is the source of this 905-nucleotide messenger RNA. Its product is annotated as ubiquitin-60S ribosomal protein L40 fusion protein. Gene Ontology annotation, biological process: translation. The record is from RefSeq and is a predicted model, not a curated record. The coding region runs from base 137 to 523 and encodes 128 amino acids. Gene Ontology annotation, cellular component: cytoplasm; nucleus; ribosome. Gene Ontology annotation, molecular function: structural constituent of ribosome. Lineage: Eukaryota; Fungi; Ascomycota; Schizosaccharomycetes; Schizosaccharomycetales; Schizosaccharomycetaceae. The transcript has a single exon.